GCAAGACUAGUGUUAUUUACAAACACCUAUAGUACUCUUGCCUCAAUAUCAUGGCUAAACCAGUCGUGGCCAAACCAUUCAUGGUUCAACCCCUUCCAGUUAUAGCUCCAGCUGGUACACUUUUUGUCACUCCUGUUCCAAUUAUCGGCCCUCAGUACUGUGAACUUUACCCAGUUGAUCUUGCAAUUAUUAGAAAGGUCAUGAUCAUUUCCGAUGGCAACUUUGUUGUCACGGACACCAAUGGGAAUGUCAUUUUGAAAGUGAAGGGAGCCAUACUAAGCCUUCGUGACCGUCGUGUCCUGAUUGAUGGUACUGGAAAUCCUAUUGUCACUCUUCGACAGAAGAUGAUGACUGCUCAUGACAGAUGGCAAGUCUUUAGGGGUGAUAGUGAAGACCCCUUUGAUCUAAUUUUUAGCGUAAAGCGAUCUUCUCUGCUUCAACUGAAGACCAAGUUACUUGUGUACUUGGCAAAUAACAGAAACGAGGAUGUUUGUGAUUAUAAGGUCGAAGGGAGCUGGUUUGAAAAAUCUUGUAUCAUUUAUGCUGGAGAAUCUUCCACUGUGGUUGCCCAGAUGCAUGAGAAGAUGACAGUUAAAAGUAUUCUGAUCGGGAAAGACAACUUCAUGGUGACAGUUUAUCCUAAUAUUGAUUAUGCAUUCAUAGUUACGCUUAUCGUCAUUCUAGACGCUAUUAACCAGACCUUCUAGGGUCUAGAUGAUUUGUAACAGAAACUACAGUUUCGCUUUAUCUAUAUGAAUAAGUCAUCCUUCCAUUCUACUUCGGAAGUUAAGAAAUUGAGCAGUGUGUUCACUUCACAAUAUGAACGUCCUUGCAUGUGUAUUUCAAACAUUAUAUGAAUAAUAAUAUUGUUGUUGUUGCAAAA
This is a messenger RNA of Quercus lobata, 883 nucleotides long. RefSeq names its product protein LURP-one-related 15-like. NCBI's taxonomy places the organism in Eukaryota, Viridiplantae, Streptophyta, Magnoliopsida, Fagales, Fagaceae. Bases 51 to 707 code for a protein of 218 amino acids. The record is from RefSeq and is a predicted model, not a curated record. The transcript has 3 exons.